CCAGGCAGGACCUGAGCUGCUCCGAGCUGCGACCUCCAGGUCUCCUCCACCACCGCCGCCUCCCUGAACCCGGCUCACCUUUUCAUCACGCCCGCCCCUUCUCCGCUCCGUGGUGCGCGGGGCGGCGGCAGCCCGUGCGCUGAUUUAAUAGCCGGCGCGCGCGGCUGCUCCUCUUCCCCGCGCGCGCCUCCCGCAGCCGGGCGCCCGGACUUGGCGGAGCGCAGCGCCCGCCGCCCCGUGCGCCCCGCUCGCUCCGUCUGGCCGCAGCCCAGGGGCACCGGCGCGGGCACAGGACGCUGGAGGGGACAGUACCCCGGGACUCAGCGUACCCCACCGCCGGGUGUUGCAAGAAAAAGGAGCGAGUUCCGAGAGAGGCGCCGGGAGCCAGCGGGACGCCCCAGUUCUCCCAGUCGACGCGGCUGCUCGCACCGUCCGUCCACCAGGACCCCUCCAUUCAGAAGAGAUGCUGUGGUGCUUUCCUUUACCCACCCAAAAUGGAACCCAGGAGACCACAUAGCUGAAGAAAUUACAACCUCCCCACAAAUGAGGGACGUUCAAGUCUGAGUAGCUUCCAGCUGAAGGAAGAUAACCAACAGCUCCUCCACAGGGCUGACUGGAACGGGGAAACAUGAACAUCACUAACUGUACCGCAGAAGCCAGUGUGGCUGGGAGAGCCAAGACCAUCACCGAGAAGAUGCUCAUCUCCAUGACUCUGGUCAUCAUCACCACCCUGACCAUGUUGCUAAACUUGGCCGUGAUCAUGGCCAUCUGCACCACCAAGAAGCUCCACCAGCCUGCCAACUACCUGAUCUGUUCUCUGGCCGUGACAGACCUCCUGGUGGCAGUGCUAGUCAUGCCCUUGAGCAUCAUGUACAUUGUCAUGGACAGCUGGAAGCUAGGGUACUUCAUCUGCGAGGUGUGGCUGAGUGUGGACAUGACCUGCUGCACCUGCUCCAUCCUCCAUCUCUGUGUGAUUGCCCUGGACAGGUACUGGGCCAUCACCAAUGCUGUUGAGUAUGCCAGGAAGAGGACCGCCAAGAGGGCAGGACUGAUGAUCCUCACUGUCUGGACGAUCUCCAUCUUCAUCUCCAUGCCCCCCCUGUUCUGGAGGAGCCACCGCCAACUCAGCCCGCCCCCCAGUCAGUGCACCAUCCAGCAUGACCAUGUCAUCUACACCAUUUACUCCACUCUUGGGGCAUUUUAUAUCCCCUUGACUUUGAUACUGAUUCUCUAUUACCGGAUUUACCACGCAGCCAAGAGCCUUUACCAGAAAAGAGGGUCAAGCCGGCACUUAAGCAACAGAAGCACAGACAGCCAAAAUUCAUUUGCGAGUUGUAAACUUACACAGACUUUCUGUGUGUCUGACUUCUCCACCUCAGACCCUACCACAGAGUUUGAAAAGUUCCACACCUCCAUCAGGAUCCCUCCCUUUGACAAUGAUCUAGAUCACCCGGGAGAGCGCCAGCAGAUCUCUAGUACCAGGGAGCGCAAGGCAGCGCGCAUCCUAGGACUGAUUUUGGGUGCAUUCAUUUUGUCAUGGCUUCCAUUUUUCAUCAAAGAGUUGAUUGUAGGUCUGAGCAUCUAUACCGUGUCUUCUGAAGUGGCCGAUUUUUUCACAUGGCUUGGUUAUGUUAAUUCUCUGAUCAACCCUCUGCUCUACACUAGUUUUAAUGAAGACUUUAAGCUGGCUUUUAAAAAGCUCAUUAGGUGCCGAGAACAUACUUAGAUUGUAAAAAACCAAAAGGCAUGAAUUUGACCAGCCUCCUGAGUGGACGGGGUUAAUUCUUGAACAUUGUUGGUUCAGAGAGUUUGUAAGUAUGUGUGGUCUUGUUUUUUUGUUUGUUCUGUUCUGUUUGAGGCUUGUUAUUUGGUGUGCUGUUUUCUACUUCCGGUCCUGUUUGUGGUACAUAAUUUCAAAUAAACAUUAUCCUACAAAAACAGAUAUUUCAUAAAAGUAGUAAUAAAGUGAACUAAUAAAUACUUUUUAUUAGCCAUUUCAGUGAACCCUGCAAUUAAAGAAUGUCAAAAUAAA
Molecule: messenger RNA, 2032 nt
Organism: Myotis daubentonii (Daubenton's bat)
Lineage: Eukaryota; Metazoa; Chordata; Mammalia; Chiroptera; Vespertilionidae
Gene: HTR1E
Product: 5-hydroxytryptamine receptor 1E
Biological process (GO): positive regulation of MAPK cascade; adenylate cyclase-activating adrenergic receptor signaling pathway
Cellular component (GO): plasma membrane
Molecular function (GO): G protein-coupled serotonin receptor activity
Source: RefSeq, a predicted model, not a curated record